Dryobates pubescens (Downy woodpecker) is the source of this 825-nucleotide messenger RNA. RefSeq names its product small nuclear ribonucleoprotein U4/U6.U5 subunit 27 (gene SNRNP27). The record is from RefSeq and is a predicted model, not a curated record. Lineage: Eukaryota; Metazoa; Chordata; Aves; Piciformes; Picidae. The transcript has 6 exons. The coding region runs from base 78 to 548 and encodes 156 amino acids. Gene Ontology annotation, biological process: RNA splicing. Gene Ontology annotation, cellular component: precatalytic spliceosome.
GGCGCGGGGGACCCGGCGCGAGGGAACCGGAAGUGCGCCGAACCGCGCGGCCGGAAGCGCCGGCGCUGAGGGCGGCCAUGGGCCGCAGCCGCUCCCGCUCGCCGCCGCGGCGGGAGCGCAGGCGCUCACGUUCUGCCUCACGGGAGAGGGAGAGGAGGCGGAGAGAGCGAUCCCGGUCCCGGGACAGGGACAGGAGGCGGAGCCGUUCCCGCUCCCCGCACCGGCGGCGAUCCAGGUCACCCAGGAGGCACCGCUCCAGCUCCUCCUCCCCGCCCAGGCUGAAGGAGAGGAGGGAUGAAGAGAAGAAGGAGAUCAAGGACUCUAAAAGCAAAGAGAGGCAGAUCACAGAGGAAGAUCUGCAGGGCAAGACUGAAGAGGAAAUAGAGAUGAUGAAGAUGAUGGGCUUUGCCUCUUUUGACACCACAAAGGGGAAGAAGGUGGAUGGAGCUGCCAAUGCCUACGCCAUCAACGUGUCCCAGAAGAGGAAGUACAGGCAGUACAUGAACAGGAAAGGAGGAUUCAACAGGCCCCUGGACUUCAUCGCCUGACGCUGGGCUCGCCGCAGACCACCCCGGGCAGUGGCUUCUGCUCCCAGGCAGCUCCAGGAGCAGACUUCUGAGGGAUUUGGGAGUUUUUUUUUCCCUCCCCAGCCCUGCUGUGCUGGCCCUGCCCAGCUGGCACAGUGGGCACAAGGGGCUGCUUUGGAUGGCUCUGCUUUGGUUUGGAUGCUGUCCCUCGCAGGCUGCUCCUCGCCAGGAUCUCGUUGUGGUUCCCCUGUUGCUUUGGACAGGUUUGGGGUUGGGUUUUUUUUCCCCCAUUACAAUA